This is a messenger RNA of Zootoca vivipara (common lizard), 4828 nucleotides long. It is a transcript of the gene ST6GALNAC5, whose product is annotated as ST6 N-acetylgalactosaminide alpha-2,6-sialyltransferase 5. The record is from RefSeq and is a predicted model, not a curated record. Gene Ontology annotation, biological process: ganglioside biosynthetic process; oligosaccharide metabolic process. Gene Ontology annotation, molecular function: alpha-N-acetylgalactosaminide alpha-2,6-sialyltransferase activity. Lineage: Eukaryota; Metazoa; Chordata; Lepidosauria; Squamata; Lacertidae.
GCUGAUUGUUUAGCAUUGCAUCCAAAACCUAAACUGUGGUUAAUCGUAGCUAUGAUUUGUUGAUGCAAGUCAGAUUCAUAAAUGAUGGUAUGAAAUUGGUUUGUUCCAACAAACCAUAGUUAAGAUUACCCACCCUUUGCUGAGUUCAGGUGACACAGCAAGCUUCAGAUAAUCUCAAACAGAAUAAAAGCUUAUUAACUCCUCCUCCUCUGCUGCUGCUGCCACUGAUGGGAACCCAAAGAGUGCAAGCCCCAGGAGACACUAGACUCAUUGCCAACAUGAUAGACUAUGGCACCUGUAGUCCUCCAUAUGUCGUUGGACCCCAACACUUAUCACUUCUAGCAAGCCGAUGCAGGUAAUGGCCAGGGCUGAUGGGAAUCGGCGUCUAGCAGCAUCUUGAGGUCCUUAGGCUCCUCAUCCCUGAACCUUGCCUUUUCAAGACACCUGAAAGCAGCCAACGUGGAUCUGUGAUAUACAGUUUAUAAUACAGUAAUGGGUAAAAUGGCCUAGGAUGUCAAGCAAGAUUGCCGAUCAGAAACUAUUUGCAUAAGGGAUAAUGGGUAUAAAGCAAGGAGUAAUUAUUUAUGUCUCCCUUGCAUUUAAAACAAGAAAUUACAACUGCUAUGAAUCACUUUGCACUGAAUCUAGCAAGUUAGUUGAACUCUUAUAAAAAUGCUUUAUUGACUUGUUCCAAACUCAAUUAAGUGUUUAUGAACUCAGUCUAUUCUGCUACUUGCUGCAAAUUUAAUUAUUUUUGUGGAAUGUGUCUGUUCAUUUUUCCAUGUAAUACAUAUAUGUGCUCACCAAUAAUGUAAAAUAAACAGCUACAGAGCUAAAAAGCUUACGGUAAUUUCAGUGAGUUUAAAUUGAAAUUAGGUUAACUUGGCUCUUUUCUAAUUUACUUUAAAAUUUCCCUUGAUGCACUAUUUCUACACAUAAAAACCACUGCAGAAUUUACAUUACACUAUCUGUUUGUAAUGGUACCUGUCAUGGCUGCCAAGGUAUGUGUCUAUGAUCAUCAUGGCUAUCUAAUUAAAUAUAUGUGUAUCAGACAACUGGACAUGAUUCAAGGCAAGCUCAACAUUAAAUUACAAAAUUUAGAUGGGCCACUUAAUCAAUAGACCCAGCAACUAGCUUGAGCUAUCACCCCAACUCAUAAGCUUGAUGGCUUGGUUAGACAUACUGUGUAACAGAUGUCCAACAUACAUCCAUGAGCCUUAAUCAUAAAUAUGAUGCUUUCAUUUGGCAUGGGAUAAAGGACAAGUUUCUCAGCCAGCAACCUGCUUGCUCAUAGCAGGGGGGUGGGGAGUACUUUUAAAAUGCAUGAGCUGUCUUUUGUAGCCUGUUACAGGAAGACUUGGAAAUCACCAUUAAUUUUGCUUUCAAUAAUCCAUCAAGGUGGUCCUUUGUUCUGAUAACCUGAGUUUCAAGUGAGACCACAUGACAAAGAAUAAGACCUGAUGAGGUUCUUUUCAUAUUGCUUCUCCUCUCUAUUGGUUCUGUUCAGUUCUAAACCACAAAUUGAGUAAAUGGCAAAAACAACAACCCAGUGCCGACAAUCUUCUUUGAAAUAAGAUAAAACGUGUUUACUACCUGAUCGUUUUAGUAUUGUACACUUCUGAUAAUCAGUUUUACUUUAUUCUUUUUUAAAAAAAAAUCCUUAAGUGCUACUUUUGCAACAGACUAGUGAUUGUAUCUGCUCCACCGCUAGUCCAUGAGUGAAUUAGUAAAGAUGAAAAAUGGAUUUCAGAGACAAUUUCAGCCUUGAAAAGAUACCAUUUGCAACUAUGGAUAGAUUAGCUUGCUGAUAGUUUUCUCCUAAAUACUGAAUAGAUAUAGGUUAGAUGGGAAGUUAUAUAUUACAGUGUGAUGGUUAUGUGUAAUUUGGAGAGAAUGUGAACAUAAUUAAGAAGUGCAUAUUAUCUAAAGUAUCACAGUAUCAUUUUAAUCACUUCCUAAGAAAACAACUUAAAGUGUACACACUUAAUGUGAGUAUGAAAUUCAGUUUACUUUACUAAAAAUUUACACCAAUGAAAUAUGAAUCAUUAAUAAAGAAGAAGAAAAAGCCCCAGGGAAAGAAAAUGGGACACAUAAAAUAAGCAAAACCCUUUUAUUAAUAGAGAAAGCUAUAAUCUAAAAUUAGUGCAAAGCAAACAUUUUAAACAUUAUGCUAGGCUAUGUGAUACAAAAAACAACUAAAUAUGCUUUAUGAAUGAUGGGAAGGAAGGUAGGAUAUAUUAUAUGAAUAACUGGUUCACAGACAUAAGACCUAGAAAACAUUUAAACUGUAGUUAAAUAAUCAAGCACUAUGAAUAAAUAAUGGAACUAUUCAGAAAAGAGUUGCUUGGAAAACAUACAAAAGCCUUGGAAAACAUACAAAAGAGAUGGAGAUUCAGAAUUAAUGGCCAGAAAACUACAGGCACUUAGGUCUUUAAAAAGUAAAUGAUUAGGUGGAGAAUAGUGCUUAAUACAGGAAUUUUGAAGAAGAUAAUUGGUGGUAUUAUCAACCUGCAAAUACGCCUUGUAUUUUUUAAAUACAUACCGGUAUAUAAUUUAUGUUGAUCAUUCACUGAUCGAAUAUGCCAUUGUAGAGUUUGUGAGUGCAAAUUUAGGAUUCCUUUUCCUGUCUCCUGGAGCGAUCUUUUCCCCUCUCCACAAAUCGAAGAAAGUAGGCAUCUGAUUCUCACCUAGGGUUAAUAAAAGCUAAAAGUAAACUGUUAAAAUUCUACCUAUGCUGAGCCCGAGAAGGAGUUGUGAGAGGGCGCGGUUUAGGACCCAGAAGGCCGCGCCAGGCGGCAGUUGUGUAGAUCACUGGGAGACUCUAAAAGGGUCCAGUUUUAAUUCUCUCUCUAAUCUCUGCAACAGCCGCGCUUCCCACAACAGCUCAAGGUUGGGCUGAUCCCGACUGUGGCUUUGGAUUUUUUUAUCUCCGCUCCCAAUCCCCGGCGGAAACCGCAUUAACUGGCUCCUUCGCAAUGGAAACCCUCGAGGAAAAAGUGGCUUCAGUCGCUCGAGCCUGAGAUCGCGGUAUCUGAAGGAGAGGGGCACGAAAAUGAAGACGCUGAUGCGCCAUGGGCUGGCUGUGUCUUUAGCGCUCACCACCAUGUGCACUAGCUUGUUGCUCAUGUAUGGUAGCAUCGGUGGCGGCGGCGGUGGUGCUGGUAGUGGCGGCGGCGGCGGCGGAGGUAGUAGCGGCGACGGAAGCCCGAAAGAGCAGAGUCAACCGCAGCAGCAGCAGCAGGUGGCGGUGACGGCGAGCCAGAAGCCGGAGAGCCAACAGCCACUGGGCGGCAGCGGGCAGAGGCGCCUCCCCGACCGCCCCUUGGAAGGCUACAUCGGGGUCCUGGACCACAAGCCUUUGAAAAUGCACUGUGCAAGCUGUGCCCUAGUAACAAGCUCUGGGCACCUCUUGCGAAGCCAACAAGGGAAGAAGAUUGACCAGACAGAGUGUGUAAUACGAAUGAACGAUGCGCCCACACGGGGAUUUGUAAAAGAUGUUGGAAACAAGACAAGUCUGCGAGUCAUAGCUCACUCCAGUAUGCAGAGAAUUUUGCGGAAUCGCCAUGAACUGCUAAAUAUGAGCCAAGGGACUGUAUUUAUCUUCUGGGGUCCAGGCAGCAACAUGAGGAGAGAUGGAAAAGGAUUAAUUUAUAACAAUCUGCAACUGAUGAAUCAGAUACUACCUCAGUUAAAAGUAUACAUGAUAUCCCGGCACAAGAUGCUUCAAAUUGAUGAUCUCUUCAAGCGGGAAACUGGAAAAGACAGGAAGAAGUCAAACACUUGGCUGAGCACUGGGUGGUUUACAAUGAGCAUCGCAUUAGAACUAUGUGACAGGAUAGACGUCUAUGGCAUGGUGUCACCAGAUUUCUGCAGGUGGUUGGCGUGCACCGCACAGAGAACACUCCAAAUACAUGGACCAGUCCUGACAGAAUCCUGAAAAAAUAUGCACCCUUCCCACGGCCCAGCAUGUAACAGCCACAAGGUGACGAAACAGUGAUUGAAAGGAUCUUCUCUCGUUUGGAAAUAGCACACAAAACAGAAGUUUAAGACAUUACCAGUCCUCAGUUUCUUAUUGCAGAAUCAGUCAUUUCCCUAGCUUCUCAAAACAAACCGAUAAAACACUAGCAAAGUUUCCACAAACAUGCAAUCCUUCCAAUCCGGACACACAUCCACAAACAAUGGCCCACAACUUUCUAUAAAGCUUCACAUCUGGGUUUAAUAAGGUUUCCCUUAUUUUAAUCAUUGCAAGGUGUUUAGUCACUCAUCCUGGUUUAGAGGAUUUUUGUAAGGAAGAAGGUGGGAAAAGUCACAUUUCCCCCCAAUAGAACAGAACUGUUGUCAUGCAAUAGUUUUGCUCAGGUAAUGUGUCACCUUUUGACUGCCAGAUUUAUCACCCAGUACAUAAUUUGUAUGUUUGUGGCACCUCCAGUAUUGCAUUGACAACAUAGCUUAAAAUAUAACACCCCAAAUGCUGAAGUCUAACUUCCCAAUGAUUCUGUGCACUUGUAUGUUAAAAGAUGACUAAGUCAAUUUUAGGAAGCCUUGUAAAGGGAAAGCAGGCCAGAAUCAUUGCUCUACAGCAGGCAUCGCCAAACAUCGGCCCUCCAGAUGUUUUGGACUACAAUUCCCAUCUUCCCCAACCACUGGUCCUGUUAGCUAGGGAUCAUGGGAGUUGUAGGCCAAAACAUCUGGAGGGCCGCAGUUUGGGGGUGCUUGCUCUACAGGCAGCUCAUUUAGUUGCUGUGUGUAGUAGGAUAGAUAUGGAACUGGUGACCAGCAAAUCUUCUGUUGUGGUCACUUGCACAUUUUAUUCCACCAGAUUAGUUUU